CUACUAGUUUACGCACAGCCCUUCUCAAUAUUAGAUUUUUUCAUGGAUGGGAUCAUGUAAGGUCUCUCCCACCGUCACUGGCGAAGGUACCGACACACUUUCGCGGUCCUUACUUCGUUUGCCCACAAAGAAAGCGGCCUAAAAGCCGAGGGAAGAGGGGAGGAGUGGCUGUCAGGCUCAAGGCCCUUUGGCGUUGGGCUUCUACUGAUGUCUCCGGCCUCCAUUGUAAAUCCGACUCGAUUUGCCAUCAUUCUCUUAUGUAUUGCUGGCCUGGCUUGGCUUCACCUACCCUUCACCAGAUCCCUGGCUAACAAGACUUUUAUUCUAAAGGACUUUUUUCACAUGGCGGGAAUUGGAUUUUAUGUUGCUGACCGAGACCUGGCUAGAGGAAGUUGGCACUACCUCCAUCAUGCCGUGACAGACUGUUCCAGGCCUCAUUGCCAUUGCAAGAGGAGCUUUGCACCAACCUGCCAUGAUGCUGAACACAAUGAGCUGAACCAAAGUGGCUACAUGGAUGGAUCAACAUCAUAUUAAGAGGAAGAGGAAGCCCAGCCCAGGGAGAAACGCUGAGAGGAUGAAACUCUGACACACCGACAGACCACAGGGAAACAAGAGCACAACUAUAAUUGCUAGAAGGAAGCGCACAGGAAGGUCAGCCAAGAAUCCUGCUGUAGGUGCCAAGUGAAAUCUACAGGACUACAAUUACUUGGACAGACUGAAGCGGCAGAGCAAAGUGAAUGACAGUGACUGAUUGGUAUGGUGUGGCACUGACAUUGGACACUCCGCUGUAGCAACAAGUGAUUUCUCCCCUUCCAAACGCCUCACACCUCCAGCCUCCAGCCUCUCAGACAGGUUGUAUCUGACGGAGGGACUGUUGCCGCGCUCCCGUCCCCGUGCUCCUUCAGCAACAACACUGGUUCAGCACCACCUGUGGCAGCAGCAGCGAGUCGAGUGACCCAGCGUCAGGCCGACCGGCUUUACCUGUACAUGGAGACCCCCAGCUGGGCAGGAAACACGUUGUGUAAGUCAGGAAGCAUAGCUGUCUUCGGAAACGUGGUAUACAGCGGACUGCUGAACGAUCACCUCUGGCAUUUGGGAGUGCCCCUCUUUACAAGACUGGGUAACCAAGAGGCCACUAACCCCCCAGAAGCGAUGGCCCAGCCGUACACCCCAGCCCAGUAUCCGCCUCCCCCACAGAAUGGCAUACCCGCAGAGUUCGCGGCACCGCACCCGCUUACAACACAGGACUACACCGGGCAGAGCCGAGUCCCUGAGCACACUAUGACCCUCUACACGACCACACAGACGCACAGCGAACCGGUUGGCACAGACAACAACACGCCUGUCAUCACCACCACCACGACGGCACCGGUCAGUGUCCUCCAUCAUCUGCAAACGCUGACCUCAACACACUGUCAGCAAACAGAUGAUGUGACGCAAACAGAGGGCUCUCAGCAGCUCCAGCUCCAGCACUCAGACUCUUCAGAGAAGCAGCAGCCCAAAAGGUUACAUGUCUCCAACAUUCCCUUCCGUUUCCGGGACCCUGACCUAAGGCAAAUGUUUGGGCAAUUUGGAAAGAUUUUAGAUGUGGAGAUUAUCUUUAAUGAGCGAGGAUCCAAGGGCUUUGGGUUUGUAACUUUUGAAACAAGCACAGAUGCUGAUCGUGCACGGGAGAAACUAAACGGUACAAUCGUAGAGGGACGCAAAAUAGAGGUGAACAAUGCAACAGCACGAGUGAUGACAAACAAAAAAGUGGCCAACCCUUACACAAACGGCUGGAAGCUGAAUCCAGUGGUAGGAGCGGUCUAUGGUCCUGAACUGUAUGCUGUAACAGGGUUUCCCUACCCUGCCACAGGCGCUACAGUGGCCUAUAGGGGUGCCCACUUGCGAGGUCGGGGGCGGGCUGUGUACAACACGUUCCGCACAGCUCCACCACCACCACCAAUUCCAGCUUAUGGAGCGGUGGUGUACCAAGAUGGCUUCUAUGGUGCAGAGAUCUACGGUGGCUAUGCAGCAUACAGAUUUGCCCAGCCCACUACCACCGCUGCUUACAGUGACAGCUAUGGCAGAGUCUAUGCAACAGCAGACCCCUACCACCACACAAUUGGCCCUGCCGCCACAUACAGUGUGGGGACUAUGGCUAGCCUAUACAGAGGAGGGUACAGUCGCUUCACUCCCUACUAAAAGAAAGAAAAGACAGGGACAUUACCCCAACAAACAAAAAAAAACUAUCUAAGAAAAAAAAAAGACACAAAACAAGCGAACACCCAGUCCUUGUUGGAGAGCUAAAUCUAAAUAAAAGCUUCCAGGCCCCCCCAUGCUGAGCCCCUCCCCUGACACCCUCUCAAGCCGAUAUUUCUACAGCAACCUUUUUGAUGUCAUCAUUGGUCUGCUCUUGUUUUUUAUUCAUUUUUUUGUGCUUUUGGUUUUCUUUUGGAAAGUUUUAUGCACAUGUGCAUUAUCUUGAUUGCUGUAUAUGGGUGCUGUGUCACCAUAACCAAUGUGAACCUACUGCAGCACGCAUGAUGCAUGCUCAGAGGUAUGUGUAUGCAGCUGCUGUCAUCUGACUAAGAAUAUACUGGGGCAUUUUUACGACACGAUAAGAAGAAACAUACCAGGUCUGAUCAGGUAAACGCUGGUCACUGAUCUAUCAGUUCAUAAUUUUUGUAACGUCUGCCUCCCAUAUAACCUGCAGAAAUAAAAGAACUCAACCUAUAUGCUGACUGACAUGCCUUGGUAAUUCUUAGUUCAAAGACGGCACUGCUCUGAUUGCUUUUGUUUUCUUUAAAUGUUGGAGUGUCCUACUGUUGUGCACUUGCAGUGAAGCCUUAUAAACUGUAAUAUGUUGUAUGACAGCAUGCAGACUAAAGGGUCAUGAAGGUCAGAUUUCUGUCUUGGACUCACAAUGCUCGAACUCCAGCCCAGUCUCCUGCAAAUUUCUCUGCGUUCAUAUGCAUCUAUUUUCUAUCAGUGGUUGUGUUUCAUGGAAGUACAGCCAAAGGUAAACGGGGGAAUGAGCAUAGGCCCGGCAGCCUGGGUUUGCAUCCUGGCUCAUGCUUGUAGUUGGCAGCGAUGGUUUUAAUAUUUUCACAGGAUUAACUGCAAGUGAACACAGACUAAAUGAACCAUGUGCUUUUAGCUGCCUAAAUUGACUUUAAGCAGUACUUGUCUUUCAGUAGACCCUGCUUGGUAAAUGUCUUUUAAACUCUGCUCCCCCAGCUUGUAACACAGGGAAUUUGUAUACUCUAAGCCCAAGUAGGGAUAAACCUAAUGGACAUCAUCAGUGUUAGUUCUUACAGAAGACUUGUUUCGCAGGCAGAAUAGUUCUCCUAAUGCUGAGUAAACUGAGCUUCAUGUCUAAAAUUGUGCUAUUCACAAAUAUUCUAAAAACUGAGCACUAAAUAUUUUGCAGAUUGUAGGAUUGUAGUUCUGUCUGAUGAAAGUUUGUAAGUAGUUGUGUGUCGACUAAAAUUCUAUGGUACAUUUUUAGCUAUAGUUUGUGUUCUUGUAUUGGAGCGCUUUAAAUUGGAAGGUGUUUCAAAUAUUUUUCCACAUGCCAACGCAGUAUAAUUCGGACUUACAUAGCAUCAGAUUGAUUACAAUUUCAGUAGACUUUUGUAGUGGAUUAGUGCAAUCGAUCGAAUAACUGCUCAGUCAAACCAACAAUUCCGAUCAUCUGUUAACUAUUGUUAAUAGAAAUAAUUAGUUGUACUGGACUGUUUACAUGGGUUUCUGUUUUUCUGGUCAGUCAGCAUACGUUCCCCGAAACAUAAUUGUUAAUUGCAAAAGAGCUGCACAUGAAUUUAAUUUGUAGAAAAUACAGUUGCAUAUCCUCACUACA
Molecule: messenger RNA, 3841 nt
Organism: Monopterus albus (swamp eel)
Lineage: Eukaryota; Metazoa; Chordata; Actinopteri; Synbranchiformes; Synbranchidae
Product: RNA binding protein fox-1 homolog 3-like
Exons: 19
Coding region: 988-2184 (398 amino acids)
Biological process (GO): regulation of alternative mRNA splicing, via spliceosome; nervous system development
Cellular component (GO): nucleus; cytoplasm
Molecular function (GO): mRNA binding
Source: RefSeq, a predicted model, not a curated record